Messenger RNA from Ornithodoros turicata, 923 nucleotides. RefSeq names its product large ribosomal subunit protein uL2 (gene RpL8). Gene Ontology annotation, molecular function: structural constituent of ribosome; RNA binding. The transcript has 6 exons. The coding region runs from base 108 to 884 and encodes 258 amino acids. Gene Ontology annotation, biological process: cytoplasmic translation. Gene Ontology annotation, cellular component: ribosome; cytosolic large ribosomal subunit. Lineage: Eukaryota; Metazoa; Arthropoda; Arachnida; Ixodida; Argasidae. The record is from RefSeq and is a predicted model, not a curated record.
UGUGUGCUAAGUAAUACGACACUGUCGCUCAGUAAGUUGGCGGAAGUCUUCACGGCUGGCUUCUUCCUUUUUGAGUCCACUUCCAGAGAAGGAAGGGCUUAUUAGAGAUGGGAAGGGUCAUCCGUGCUCAAAGAAAAGGUGCGGGAAGCGUCUUCCGCGCCCACACUAAGCACAGGAAGGGUGCCCCCAAACUUCGUUCCAUUGAUUUUGCUGAACGUCAUGGUUACAUGAAGGGUAUCAUCAAGGAGAUUAUUCACGAUCCUGGCAGAGGAGCCCCCCUUGCGCGAGUAGUAUUUCGUGAUCCGUACAGAUACAAGCUACGCAAGGAACUGUUCCUGGCUGCAGAAGGCAUGUACACUGGCCAGUUUGUCUACUGUGGCAAGAAGGCGCAGCUCCAGGUUGGCAAUGUGUUGCCCUUGAGUGCAAUGCCCGAAGGUACAGUCAUUUGCAACGUUGAAGAGAAGCCCGGAGACAGGGGCAGCCUCGCGCGUACUUCCGGCAACUACGCAACAGUGAUCGCACACAACCCAGACUCUCGCAAGACACGUGUUAAGCUGCCAUCGGGUGCCAAGAAAGUGCUGUCCUCGGCCAACAGGGCCAUGGUGGGCAUUGUGGCCGGAGGGGGCCGUGUUGAGAAGCCCAUCCUCAAGGCCGGUCGUGCCUACCACAAGUACAAGGCAAAGCGAAACUGCUGGCCAAAGGUCCGAGGUGUGGCCAUGAACCCCGUCGAGCAUCCUCACGGUGGUGGCAACCACCAGCACAUUGGCAAGGCCUCUACUGUCAGGAGAGAUGCCUCAGCUGGUCGCAAGGUUGGUCUGAUUGCUGCCAGGAGAACGGGUCGUAUCCGUGGUGGAAAAGACCUCGCCAAGAACAAGGACGACUGAGCUGUAAAGUUUUCAUUAAAAUAUGCCCCGCAUGUGUAA